Messenger RNA from Medioppia subpectinata, 540 nucleotides. NCBI's taxonomy places the organism in Eukaryota, Metazoa, Arthropoda, Arachnida, Sarcoptiformes, Oppiidae. The record is from the annotation of a GenBank genome assembly.
AUGGUAACGCGGACACUACAUUGGCAAAACACCCAUUCUGAACAUACUGGAACCAGCGUGACCACCUGUGCUCUAUUUCAGAGAACAGUUCUCUAUUUGGACCUAAGAAAAAUUAACGUGGUCACGCUGACUGGAACCGGAUGUGAUCAGGAACAUUUUGACUUUCACCUGUUCGCCGACCGCUACCACAUUCGGUCGGCCAGCGAUACAGUGGUCAGCAAAACACUGUUUCACAUGAAUGGCGACCAAUGGAAACGCCUGCGGGCUAUAGUGAGCCCGACGUUCAGUUCGGGCAAAAUGCGCAAAAUGUUCCCCAGAAUUAGGGAAUGUUUGGCCGACCUCUUGGAACAGUUGGACGGAUACGCUGUGUCCGGGCGCCCGGUCGACGUAAAGGACAUGUAUGAGAAUUACACCAUGGACGUAAUCGCAACAUGCGCGUUCGCCACCAAGACCAACGUGUACAAGGGUGAUAUAAGCCCAUUUGUGAUCAACGCGCGCAAAGCAUUUAGCUCGAUCAAUAUAGCUGAUUUGCUACCUUGA